CUCGCCUGCUCUCGCCGCCGCCGCUCCAGUCGAACACGGUCAUCUCGUCAACUGAACACCUCAACAACAAGGUUUGGACAGCACCCAACCCACCACACACAACCCACUCGACUCUGGACGCGCCAAACAUGUCGCGGCAGAUGAUAGACUAUGACGACGAGCUGAUGAAGGUGUGGUCGUUGGUGAAUGAGUUGUCGGAGCAACUCGCCAACAACCGUGCCCUCGUCCAGCAGCUCAAGUCUCGCACAGAGAACGUCAAGGGCCAAUCCGUCCACGCCGGCGCUGGCUUCCCCCUGCGUCGCUUCAACCUCGACAUUUCUGAUGAGGAGUUCCAGAGCGAGCUUGAGGCCUUUGCAUCCCACCUGGUCCUCGAGAACCAGACGCUUCAGCAUGAGAACAAGCAGCUCAACGGCCUACUGAAGGAGUACGAGCAGACGCUCGAGACGGUCAUGGGCAAGUUCCGCGGCGUUGCACAUGCAUCACAACAACACGACCUCGCCCUGCACUCGUACUACUCGCAACUGCUGCAGUCCCUGCAGACGGCGCACUCGGCAGCCCAGCUGCACGACGACAAUUCGCUCUCGCUCCUGCUGACGCGACUGUCGACCCUGCUGAGGUCUGCGCUGCGCUCGUUGAACGGCGAGGAGGGCACCUUUGACCCAUCGGCAUUGUCGGGUCUCCUCUCGCCCGACGAGGCAGUACGCACACCGUCACCAAUCUCCCCCAACAGCUCGAGUUCGUCGCGCGACAACAGCUCUGCCGGUGCCGCACCACCGCCAAGAGCCAACAGCAGCCGACGAAAGCACUUCCCCGGCUUUGUCCCCGGCACAUCGGGCGGUUACAUUGGCACCGAGGGACAGAGCGACUGGGCGAUGGAGCGCGAGAUGGAGAUUCAGCGGCUCGAGGAGGAGAACAAGGCACUGCGCGAGAUGCUGGGCAUCGCUGAAGAGGUGGCUAGCGAGGACCCCGAGCCAGAACACGACGCUGCCGACAAGUCUCCAAUGAUUGCGCCCCAGCGCAGACCAAGCGCGUACACUGUCGAGGAGCUCGAAGCCGACGCGCAAAAGGAGGCAGACGAGAGAGAGCACGGCGCAAUCGACACGAUCGAGGAGGAGCCGAGCUCGCAGCUGCCAGAUUCGGUGCUGGGGUUCCGGGCCGAGGCGGAUCAGCCGCCGCCCGAGAACGUCUUUGACGAGACAGACGGCGAGGCGGUACCAUAGGGGCGUGGGUGGAGUGUGUAAUUAUGUGUACAGUUGUUCUAGGCCACGAUUUAAU
Vanrija pseudolonga is the source of this 1275-nucleotide messenger RNA. RefSeq lists its product as uncharacterized. The transcript is spliced from 5 exons. The record is from RefSeq and is a predicted model, not a curated record. Lineage: Eukaryota; Fungi; Basidiomycota; Tremellomycetes; Trichosporonales; Trichosporonaceae. The coding region runs from base 129 to 1220 and encodes 363 amino acids.